Molecule: messenger RNA, 709 nt
Organism: Tympanuchus pallidicinctus (lesser prairie-chicken)
Lineage: Eukaryota; Metazoa; Chordata; Aves; Galliformes; Phasianidae
Product: zinc finger CCCH domain-containing protein 11A-like
Exons: 4
Coding region: 16-639 (207 amino acids)
Source: RefSeq, a predicted model, not a curated record
CAGUGGAAAGAAACGAUGCUUGAGGAGCAGAAGUCUGUGGCUGGCAGUGCUAAAAUGUUUGUCCAAAGAGAUGCUCUUCAUGUCUUUGUUUCCUUUCUGUCAGAAGCUGAUGCAAGCAGCCUUCCAGCCAAGCGCAGCCUUGCAGAAAGGCAAGGCAGAAGCACCGAGUGUGGCACAGCACCCAAGAGAGACAGAGGUGCUGAGCCCAAUGGAAAGAUCUACGCGAAAGCGGUGCAGGAGGUCCUUUCAGAGAGAGCUCGUCUCCAGGCUGGAGGGCUUCCUCCAUCAGCAGGUCCCAGCUCAGGGGGAAGACCUGCCCCUGCCGCGUGCCCCCGCUCUGUCUCCAAGUCCCUGGCUGGAGGUAAACGCAAGGGCUUGGAAGAAGAGCAGCAAACAGCAGCGCAGCUGCCUGCCUGCAAAAGAGCGAGGGCUGAGAGCGGAGGCAGCGUGCCGGCUCCAGCAGCACAGCCUGGGCCUGCUGCAGCACGGAGCUCCAAGCUGAGAGCAAGAAGACGACAACAAAAAGAGAGGAGAGGGCAACUGAAGAAGGCUUCCCUCAGAGCUGCAGCUGCACAUGCAGAGUGCUCCGCCAUGAACAGCCUGGUGGAGAUGAUGCAGAAGCUGCAGCUGAACGAUUGAGAGGAGGAGCAUCAGCAGGCAGCGCUGCAGCGCAUGGCGUUACAGGGCAGCGUUCCGAGUGCUGCCAACU